Molecule: messenger RNA, 387 nt
Organism: Sordaria macrospora k-hell
Lineage: Eukaryota; Fungi; Ascomycota; Sordariomycetes; Sordariales; Sordariaceae
Product: mitochondrial 54S ribosomal protein bL32m
Biological process (GO): translation
Cellular component (GO): mitochondrial large ribosomal subunit
Molecular function (GO): structural constituent of ribosome
Source: RefSeq, a predicted model, not a curated record
AUGGCCGCCAUGACUUCUGCCGCCGCCCCCGCCCUCCGGCUCUUCAACCCCUCGACCUUCUUCCAGACCCUCAGGACACAGCGGUUCGGUGUCCCCGCCCUCAGCUUCGCCGUCCCCGCCGCCGCCAUCUCGCUCCUCCCGUCGAUACCAUCGCUGCUCGAGGACAUCUGGGAGAGCAUCCUGCGCGCCGUGCCCAAGAAGAAGACGUCGCACAUGAAGAAGAGACACAGGCAGAUGGCCGGCAAGGCCCUCAAGGACGUGACACAUCUCAACCGGUGCCCGGCUUGCGGUGGCCUCAAGAGGAUGCACCACUUGUGCUCCAACUGCUUGGGAAAGCUCAAGGGCUUCAUGGACCGUGAGGGUGGUAGCAAUGCCAAGGCCUACUAA